GAUUUCUUUCUGAUUACUGUGUUUGCUAGUUUCCUAGUAGUUUUUUGGAUUUGCAGUUGUGGACCACUUUCCUGAUGAUGAUAUUGAAGAAAUUGAAGAUUUUAGACUUGGGAAGGUACAUAGCCUUUGAUGAAUAUGAAGGGAUUGAGGUGGCAUGGAACCAGGUGAAGCUAAACCUGGUAUUCAAUCAGCUGAGUCAGAAUAUUCCAUUCUCCUUUGCUUCCUUGAAAUCUCUCCGUUAUUUGAAUCUGAGUCACAAUUCCCUCUCUGGUUCCAUUGGGGACAUAUUUACUGGUCUGAAGAAUCUAAAACAAAUCCAAGUAUGCUAAUGGGCUAAGUUUCUUCAAUCUAUCCAAUUUUUUUUAUUGCAAUGUGAGUUGAUACCAUUAACGAUCCAUGGUUAAUUCUGUCAGUGACCUGCAGAGCAACCAAUUUACUGGAUCAGUUAACUUCUUGGCUGGUCUCCCUCUAUCAUACCUGUAUGUCUUGAACUAAGUGUCUUACUUUGUAUGGAUUGUCUAUUCUUCAACACUUUUUAAGCCUAAGUACAAAGUUCUGAUUUUAACUGCUCUUUUAGUUUCAGUAGUGUAUUGAUUUUGAGAUGAAAAGCUAUUGUGAUUAGGCCUUUCUAUUCUAAUAAACAUAUUAGUCAAGGCUAGUAAUAAAUCAUGUACUAAUCUUAUGUAUUAAUGAGAAAAGAGAUUCGUGAUGGAAUAAGUUUGGUGCUUUCUUAGCAGCGUAUUAAUGUGUAAUGUACAGGUACAGUUCAGUGCUGGAGAGUCCACUUCUCUCUUUGGUAGAAAUGAUUCAAGGGCAUGCCUGGAAACAGCAUGUCCAAAAAAUCAAAAGCGCCCUUAUAAUGGAUUGCUUAUGAUUCUAACGAAUCACUUUCAACAGAUGAUCCUAACCAUCCAUCCAUGGCAUACAACUUGGAUAAGAGAUGGUCAUAAAAAAAUAGACGGCUACUUUUCAGGUGGAUAGGAUCAUCUGACUGGUGUGAUUCUUUCAGGGUGUCCCAUAGGUUGUAAGUUUGUAACUAUGGACAGUCCAGAUUCAUUCC
This is a messenger RNA of Magnolia sinica, 1060 nucleotides long. Its product is annotated as protein STRUBBELIG-RECEPTOR FAMILY 2-like. Gene Ontology annotation, molecular function: protein binding. The record is from RefSeq and is a predicted model, not a curated record. The transcript is spliced from 4 exons. NCBI's taxonomy places the organism in Eukaryota, Viridiplantae, Streptophyta, Magnoliopsida, Magnoliales, Magnoliaceae. The coding region runs from base 75 to 329 and encodes 84 amino acids. Gene Ontology annotation, biological process: hormone-mediated signaling pathway. Gene Ontology annotation, cellular component: plasma membrane.